AUGCCUUCCUUCCAGGGCGUUCAAUUUGCCAUCAUCACCGAACCCGGGUCCAAAAAGCUCCCCGAAUUUCCUUUAUCAAAUUCCUCUUCGGAAUAUGUUCUGCCGUCAACCAGUGGCCUACUUGGCCAGGACCGCAAUGGAUUAAAUCGCCUUUUAUCGUCACUACAGCAGGCACAAAAACAGAGUCCCCGAAUCUCUGUCUAUGUUCCUUCUGAGCCAGGUACAAACCUCGGAAUCUAUUACUCGAUCAAAAAAGUGACCCAGCCGCCGCCAUUCUUCUAUUUCAAGAUAUUCAUGAACGGGAGAAAUGUCGCCAACUGCGGUACAGAGUCUGGCGUUGAUGGCUCGGGUUGUAUGACGCACUCGCUGUGCAUACCAAGUGAUCGCUGGAAAUACAAAGAAGAAGGCAUACUGCACACCAGGGAUGGCAUAGAGGCACGCCGCUUCUGCUUUCUACCCGCCGAGAAUCAAUCAGUUGCAGAAGAGGGUGGUUUCAUCGAAGCCCAAGUCUUUCGGGCCAAAGGACGAAUCCGAAGACUGCCAGUCCUAGAAAAACACCGUAAUCAGGAGACCUAUGGACUCGGGUCACCUUCAGGCGGGCUGCUGGAUUGGCCAGAAGACGCUUGUUACUACGAUUGGAUUCUCAUCGAUUCAAAAGAAUCCCCGUUCGUCACGUUCCGUUUCCACUACCGCACCUGGUCGAAUCUUUAUCAGCUGAGUCUGGCACCUCGCCCCAACAAACCGGAUGACCCGUCAUUACAGGUCGAGUCGAAACCAGCAAAGAACACAAGAGCCGAAGAGGGCAAGGAUAAAUCAUCUAGCAAAAAAGUGUCGUUUGCAGAGCCUUUGAGCUUCGAACUCAUUGAACACCUUGAACCGGAUCAAGAUUCCCCAUCCAAGUCUCAAUCCGAGCCGCCUACACAGUCUCCCGGACGAUUGGAGAACGCCCCUGUGAUACUCCCAAUGAACUUUUCCACCCGUCCCCUACCAGAGAUUCCAAUCAAGAGGCUAGUUGCCCACGAAGAAGCGAAACCUCUGCCACUGGCCUGGACAGCUUCUUCUUUAUCCGAUAUCUCAGAGGAGACAGAAACGAGCAGUGCAGUCACAUUUCCUACACGAUCCGAUUACCUCCGUGGUGAUAAGUUUAGGAUAUCAGAGUGCCAGACAACUGAAAGUCUUGUGGUCCUAUCCUUGGCUGAGGCAACUGCUAAUUUUGCGAUUCAGGGGCUUUUGACAGAGGAAUUGAAGGACAGUGAUAUCACAGAGAUGGAAGCUGCAGCUACCAAACACGAGGUCAAGAGCUCUGAGCAUGUUACGAAUGUGAAGGCCAUGGUUGCCAAAGCAGAAUUGUCGAUCAAGACUGGGUGGAGGAUGACUGACAACGAGUGGACGACAGGAGAUGCGUAA
This is a messenger RNA of Fusarium coffeatum, 1407 nucleotides long. RefSeq lists its product as uncharacterized. Lineage: Eukaryota; Fungi; Ascomycota; Sordariomycetes; Hypocreales; Nectriaceae. Bases 1 to 1407 code for a protein of 468 amino acids. The record is from RefSeq and is a predicted model, not a curated record. The transcript is spliced from 3 exons.